Messenger RNA from Anoplophora glabripennis (Asian longhorned beetle), 2029 nucleotides. RefSeq names its product gastrulation defective protein 1 homolog. Bases 67 to 1944 code for a protein of 625 amino acids. Gene Ontology annotation, biological process: regulation of DNA double-strand break processing. The record is from RefSeq and is a predicted model, not a curated record. Gene Ontology annotation, molecular function: protein binding. NCBI's taxonomy places the organism in Eukaryota, Metazoa, Arthropoda, Insecta, Coleoptera, Cerambycidae. The transcript is spliced from 3 exons. Gene Ontology annotation, cellular component: nucleus; site of double-strand break.
UCAGAUGUCCUGUCUAUAAUUUUAUUUGUAAAUAUAAGGAAAGUAACGAUAUUAUUAGUUAUAGUUAUGAAUAAAAAGAUUAGUUUUGGGAAAAUAAGUUCUAAUUUCGGACAAAAUGCCGAAAAAAUCGAGCCCACAGGAACGAUAGGAGUGUUUGGUCCACCAAAAGCCAUAGAAGCUGUUGAAGAUGAUACAGAAGCACAAGAGAUGAAACAGGUCAUGGGUAUAUCAUCAUUUGGUAAGAAAGCAAAAACCUUCGACAUAAAAGAGAUGAUAGCACAAGUAAAAGCCACAGCUAAAGAAGUUACUAAAAAACCGGAAGAAGAUGAUUUCCAAGAAAGUGAAGACGACGAUGAUGAAGACGAUUUCAUUGGACCUCCUAUCCCUAAAGAUUUAAUUCCCGAUGAUGAGAGUAAUACUGUUAAGAAGAAAGUGAAGGAAAGCGAUAGUGACAGUGAGGCCAGUGAAGAAGACACCAUUGAUGAAUUAUUUAUACCUUGUUCUCAUGAAGCCCAGAUGACACACGGUUCCAAAGCGGUUACAGCAAUCAGUGUGGAUCCUAGUGGUGCUCGUCUUGCAUCAGGUUCGGUAGAUUACGAUGUCAGUUUCUGGGAUUUUGCCGGUAUGGACUCAAAUAUGCGAAGUUUUCGGACGUUGCAACCAGCAGAUAAUCAUCCUAUUCGAGGGCUCCACUAUUCCAGCACUGGAGAUUUACUAUUAGUAAUAUCGGGAGCAAGCCAAGCGAAGGUUAUAGAUAGGGACGGUUUUGAAAAAUUGGAAACCGUCAAAGGGGAUAUGUACAUUACCGAUCAGGCGAGAACUAAAGGCCAUACAGCAGGUUUACUAGCAGGAUGUUGGAAUCCUGUGAUAAAAGAAGAAUUCUUAACAACCAGCGCCGACGGGACGGUAAGAACCUGGGAUUUUUACGAAGGAGGUAAAAAUCACAAGCAAAUUAUUAAAUGCAGGGCACAGAACGGUUUGAAGGUAUCGCCCAGUUGCGUUAACUAUAACAGGGAAGGAAAAGUAAUUUCUUGUGGUUGUGCAGACGGAUCGCUGCAGUUGUGGGAUUUUAGAAAGAGUUCGGUGGCCCCUGCCAUGCAAAUCCGAAAGGCUCAUCAACCUGGAGAAGUGACAAGCAUAUGUUUUUCUCACGUGGGUCACAAUUUGCUCACAAGGAGCUGCGACGAAACGAUGAAACUGUGGGAUAUAAGAAAUUUCAAACAAUCUGUAAACGAAGUAACUGAUCUCUUUACUAGAUACGACACCACGGAUGCCAUUUUCAGCCCUAAUGAUGCUGUCGUGGCUACCGGAGUUUCCCUUAAAAAAGGUGAGAAAAUGGGAAUUGUGCUUUUUUACGACACGGCAAACUUCAAACUUAUCCGGAAGAUGCAGGUCGCCCAGUCCCACACGAUCAAGCUAUUUUGGCAUACAAAAUUGAACCAGAUCUUCGUCGGUACGGGAAACGGCCUGAUCAAGUGCUACUAUGACGAGAAACGUAGCCUGAGAGGUGCUACGUUGUGCGCCGUGAAGGUGCACAGGAAAGCCCAACAUUCCGAAGUAGUCAGCAUGCAGCAGGUCAUUACCCCGCACGCCUUACCUCUGUUCAGGCAGGAGAGGCGGAAGACGAGCCGGAAACAGAUGGAGAAGGAUAGGUUGGACCCCGUAAAAUCGCACAGGCCGGAUCUACCAAUUACCUCGGGGCAAGGAGGUAGAGUCGCUUCAAGCGGGGGCACUCUCAGCAGUUACGUCAUUAGGAACUUGGGCUUGAGUAAGAGAGUGGACGACGAUCAGGAUCCGAGGGAGGCCAUCCUCAAAUACGCAAAGGAAGCGGAAGAGAACCCUUAUUGGAUCACUCCGGCUUACAGCAAAACGCAGCCGCAGGCGUGUACGAGCAAAUUAAAUGAAAACGACGAACCGGAAGCGAAAAAAACCAAAACAGAGUGAUACUUUUAAUAAACGUGCAAAUAGUCUGUCUGAAUUCGUUUUAUUGAACCAAAUAAAGUUGAAGAAUAAAUAAUUGGGUUUUAUA